Messenger RNA from Cyanidioschyzon merolae strain 10D, 1185 nucleotides. Its product is annotated as probable phosphate/phosphoenolpyruvate translocator precursor. The transcript has a single exon. NCBI's taxonomy places the organism in Eukaryota, Rhodophyta, Bangiophyceae, Cyanidiales, Cyanidiaceae. Gene Ontology annotation, molecular function: antiporter activity. The record is from RefSeq and is a predicted model, not a curated record. Bases 1 to 1185 code for a protein of 394 amino acids. Gene Ontology annotation, cellular component: Golgi apparatus.
AUGGAGCCAGCAUUUGUGAUGACGUCGCCUGCGCCGUGCUGGCGGCUAUCGGGUGCAGCCUUUCGCUCGAACACGGCACCAGCGAGCACGAGGCGCUGGCAGUCGAUUCAGUACAAGCGCUGUAGUCUUUUUCCUGGAAAGACCAAGACCCACGUGAUUGAACGUCAUACUCAGCAUUGCUCGCCCGCAACGCUGCAGAUGACGGCAUCAGAGCCAGCGGCGAGCGGCACGAGUGCGCCGACUGAUCUCAGCGCCUCACUUGGGCGCCGUCUGGCCCUAGGAGCAUACAUCGCCUGUUGGUAUGCUGCAAACAUUGGUUUUAACAUCGUCAACAAGACGCUGAUGAAGUCAUUCCCGCUCUUCGUGAGUGUCACCGCCGUACAAAUGCUCGCCGGGGCAACUAUUUCGCUUUUUCUGUGGGGCACGCGCAUGCAUCGGUUUCAACGCGCGACACCCGCCGACUUGCGGAAAAUCUAUCCGCUGGCAUUAGCGCAUCUCUUUGGAAACCUCUUCACGAACUUCUCCCUGCGACAAAUGGCGGUUAGUUUCACCCAUGUCAUCAAGGCAAGCGAACCUUUCUUCUCCGUGGUUCUGGCGAAAAUUUUUCUUCCCGGUACUACCUUCUCCUGGCCAAUCUAUGCAUCGCUGGUUCCAAUUGUAUUCGGUGUUGUUCUCGCCUCCGUGAGCGAAGUCAGCUUCAACUGGCCCGGUUUUCUUACUGCAGUUGCGAGCAACGUGUCCUUCCAGUCCCGCAACGUCCUAAGCAAAAAAUUCAUGAAAGGCGUGGAGUUCGAUGACGUCAACCUUUUCGGCUGGAUAUCCUGCUUAGCUGCGAUUACAGCUAUCCCAUUAGCCAUAGUCGUCGAUUACACGAAGUAUGCAGGUGUGUGGAGUGCUGCGAAUGCGUCCAUUGGAGGUCUUUCAUUGCUAGGGAUGCUUGCGCUCUGUGGACUCCUGCAUUACCUCUACAACCAGUUCUCCUAUGUGGUCUUGCAGCGCGUCUCGCCGGUGACGCAUUCGAUCGGAAACACCGUGAAACGUGUCGCGGUUAUUGUGAGCUCCGUGCUCUUUUUCCGAAAUCCCGUUUCACGACAGAACAUCAUUGGGACUGUCAUCGCACUCGCUGGAGUUGCCAUUUACUCCCAGGUGAAGACGCUGCGAGGCGGUAAGGUGAAAAAAGCCUGA